GUCAGGUUGCCAACGCCGUUUUCAAGCUGUCCACCGUCGCUGCGGCUACGGAGGAGUGCCGAGUGGGCCACACGCUGUGCCACUUUGAGAUGGGCCGCCUGCGAGACUUUCUUGAAGACGUUCUGAGCGACCGCGGCGACCGGGAAACACCGACCGUCGCCUCCGGGGACGAGGAUCACCUCUGCAGGACCUCGGUGCUCAUCACCAUGAGUCAGCUGCUUGGCCUGGUGGAUUUCGCGUGGCUGGCGCUGGAGAGCGGUGGCGCCGCGGUCGCAGCGGCGGAGCCGGGCGACGACAGCGACGACGACGAUGGCGUCGCGGCCGUCUGGAACGCUCUGCGCGGCCUGCCCAGGCGCCCGCCGCUCCGCUCGCGAUCGCCCAGCGCCGGCGCCUUCUCAUCUUCUUCUCUGUCCCUCGCCGGCGGCGGUGGCGGCGGCGGCGGCGGCGGCGGCGGCGGUGGCGGCGGCGGCGGUGGCGGUGGUUCCACCCCGCCGGAGAGGAGACGCGGCGGAAGCAGCGGAAGCGGCGGCGGUUCCACGCCGCCAGAGAGGAGACGCGGCGGUAGCGGCGGCGACGCCAAGAUGAGUGGAACCUCACCGGGAGGAACGCCGUCGACCAAACGGCGGCUACUUUCGCUCGGCAAGGCGAAGCACAAGCACUCCCUCGUGAGCCUGGUGCCUGCGGACCUCCGGGACGCGCCGACCGAUCUGCUCGCCGAAGAAGUGCUCGUUGUGCCGCUGGAGGGCGCCACCGUCGCCACGCUCGGCAUGAAGUCGGAGGCUCAGAUCCUGGCGGCUGAAGCGGCGAGCGAGGGGGCUACGGAGGAACGGCCGCGGGAACCCGGCGGGGAAGAGGAGACGUCGUCACGGGAGACGGAGCGGGAGGAGGAGGAGCUCCGGGAGGCGCCGGUGACCGGCAGCCAGAGCACGCUGAGCGACUCUGGUGUGAGUGGCGUGUCGAGCUCAGAGGUCAGCGAUGCGAGGUCGGAGGUCAGCACCGUGGAUCUGGAUGCAGGAAAGAAUCUUGCAACGAGGCCUCUCCGCGUCUGCUCAGCCCCGGUCAUGCGACCGUCGAUGAGGUUGAAGCUCUUCGACGAGGGACAAUCGUCGUCGUCGUCGCCGCCUUCCGCCCGUGACCACGACCACUCCUCGUCCGACGUUCCGACACCCACCCCUUCCGCCUCCUCCUCCUCCUCCGCCGUGACGCGGCGAGCCGUGAGCGACGCGAGCUGGAACCGGCCGGGGAACCGGACCGCGAUGUUCGUCGACCCGGAGGCGAUGCUGCUCCUGGUUUCCGGAACGCCCGGAGCGGCCGGGACGGCUGCCAUCGCCGCCGCGUCGUCCGCUCCGCGUGCCGCCCCGGGUCUCCCCGAGCUGUCGCACUCUCCGGAAUCCAUCCCGGACCUCGGGGACUUCACGUUGCUCACGUUGGAGGAUUCCGGGAAGUCGACGUCCUCCGAGCAGGAGGAUCGCGCAGCCAACGAUGACGAGAAGGUGGAGAAGUCCAGGCCCUGGUGGAAGAAAAUCUCCUCGAAGCCGAAAGGGUCGAGCGGCUCCAAGAAGAAGGAGAAGCCGGGAUCUCCCGCAAAGGUCGCCGCGCCCGUCGGUAAGGACGUCGCUGCUGCCUCCAAACUGGAUCCAGAUCCGGAGGAAAUUCUGGACAAAUACCGCGGCCUCCAGCAACACAGCCCCUGCACCACCCUCAACCACCACCACCACCACCACCCUCUGGCAGCGGCGACACGCGUGUGCGCCGGGGUGGACGUUACGGACGGACGGGCGGGCGAGCGACCAUGCGGCUCGCGCAGACUCACGUACAGCGUCCUGAAGGUGAAGCUGCGAGCGGCGUUGAGCUACGGUGUCCCUGCUGCGUUUGCCGGCACCCCCACGGCUCACGGUGGACACUGCCAGGCCGGCCCGGCUAACGCUGCGGUCGGAGUGCGUGCGGGCACCGCCGUGCGCCGCUUCCUGUGCGCCAGCCUCGCCGAGUCGCGUCUCUGCGGGGACGACACCCGCACGACGUGCGUCAUGGAGGCCCUGCGGUGCGUCUGCGGUGGAGGAGGAGGUGGAGCAGGAGGUGGAGGAGGAGGUGGAGCAGGAGGAGGAGGUGACGAAGAGGGCGAGGAGGAGGAGGUGGACGCGAGGUGCACGCGUAUCGUUGGCGAGCUGGAACGCGAGCACAGGGAGCGGUCCCGGUACGUGGCCUACCUGGUGCGGAGUCGGCGCGCUCUGCACGCCGCGCUGAGCCGCGUGAGCCUGGCCGAGGCGGUGGCGGCGAGCCAGCGAGCGGCCAGCGACUCGCGGCUCGCGGCGCUCUACGUGGACGCCUUCCUGGCGCUGCGCUCCGCCUCGCUCGCCGAGUUCGUCGCAGCCUACAAGCUCCUGACGGUGGAGGAUGAGAAGACUCCGCUGCUCCACGGCAUCCUCCGCUCCUUCGCUGCCGGCCUGGUGGACGGCGUCGUAGCCGGGACGGCUGGCGGCGGUGGUGACGGUGGCGGCGGUGGUGGUGACGGUGGUGGUGGCGGUGGCGGUGGUGGCGGUGGUGGCGGUGGUGGUGACGCCACGUGCCGCUUCCGUAGGCAAGUGGAGGCGGCGCUGGAGCGGAGCGUCGUGGAGAAGAUCUUCCGCUGGGCGUUCAACCCCAACGAUGACGCCGACGUACACCGAGACGAGUUGUUCUCCCGUCACAUCCAGCAUCUCGCCCUCAUCGUGACCCCUGACCACCCGGCCAUCCAGAUCCGCACGGCUUUCUACAACGAGGCCCCCUGGUGGCAGGCACAGGAGGAGCUGCAGCUGCUGUGGGCUUACAAGACCCCGAGCGACAAAGCUCGCUGCAUCCUGCGUGUGUGCCGCACGGUCGUGAACCUGCUGAGCUUGGCGACGGAGCGAGGGUCGGGGCCUGGCGCGGAUGACCUCAUCCCCGUCAUGGUCUACGUCAUAGUGCAGGCGAACCCGCGGGCGCUGCUGUCGACGGUGCAGUACGUGAGCAACCUGCACGCAGCCUCCAUGGCGGGGCACGACGCGUACUGCUGGCUGCAGUUCUGCUCCGCCGUCGAGUUCAUCAAGACCAUCAGCGAGUGACGCCCCUGGCGGCGGACUGACCCCCGCGGUCACGUGAGCAGGCCGGGGGGGGGGGACGCGGCUGGACUUGCGGAAUCCGGGAGGUCGACCGGUUCGACCUCCUCCUUCUCCCGGCGGGGCGGGCGACGGCCGAAACGCCGGACUUCAAAUCACCGCUUCCUGCCGAUGUCGACGCAGUGACCAGCGACUUGGACAACCGCGUCAGCAGGAGCCAGCGGAGUCGUCGUGCGAACGUCGUCGUCGUCAUCGUCAUCAUCGUCGUCGUCGUCGUCAUCAUCGUCGCCGUCGUCAUCGUCGUCGUCAUCGUCGUCGUCAUCGUCAUCAUCAUCAUCAUCGUCGUCGUCAUCGUCGUCAUCGUCAUCAUCGUCGUCAUCGUCGUCAUCAUCGUCAUCAUCAUCAUCGUCAUCAUCGUCAUCAUCAUCGUCGUCAUCGUCGUCAUCAUCGUCAUCAUCAUCGUCGUCAUCAUCGUCGUCAUCGUCGUCAUCGUCGUCAUCGUCAUCAUCGUCAUCGUCGUCAUCGUCAUCAUCGUCAUCAUCGUCGUCAUCGCUGUGAUUUUGUGGGGGGGGGGGGGGCAUUGCGUCAUCACAAGUUGCACUACGCUCUCCGUUGUGGAUGACUUACGGUCGCGCGUCACUACUACUGCCGGACAGGUUUCAAUCGUCCACCUGUGCGUCGGCUAUCAUCAUCCGCGUCUAACUGCUCCCUGCCACCGUGGUACGUGCGGCAGAUGUUGCUGAAGGGUGGGCCGCGUGGGGCAGCCUCGUGGAAGACCAAACCCCUCGCAAGAUCCUUGCGUUUGAAUCUCCGCGGAAGCUGCUCCCGGUAACUCGCUCUAACCGCCGUUCCCGCUCACGGCCACCAACCCCGGCGAUGAUGAAUUCAUCCGACGAGUGAGCUCGGCGCGAUGCGCGCAGUUAAUGUCGCCCGCUGGGGAGACAAAGGCGGCCGGGGACGUGGUGCUGGUGGGGGGGGGGGACUCCCCCCUCCAAGUUUGUCUUCGUGACUGUGAUCUGCGCGAAUCGGAACAGCGGCAGAAAAUUUCGAUUGAAAGCUUUCGUAACUGCAGGGAUUCAUCCUCUUGGUUUUUUCGGUGAAGUCACGUAGAAUGUAAAUAAUAAAAUAACUAAACUUAAUGAAAUACAAUUCUCACGACGUUUCGGCCACAACGCAGGCAGCCGUCCUCAGGUGAAGAACAGGGCUGUCGGAAAGACAGCGUCUGAAUGAACACCACCAAGCUUGGCAUCGUAUAUUUAAGCUGGGUUGGAGGAGGAAAGGGCGCCUUGACAAAGGAGUUUACAUAUCAACAGAGGGAUUUAGCAUAUUUAUGGAAAAUACAGAUAUGGGAUUAGUCACUAGUUGUGGAAUGUGUAGGUGGUGGUGAGGGGUCUCAAAGUCAUAUUAUGCUCGUGUAUUAUGUAGGAUUAGCAGCAACAAAGGGAGGAAGUAGGAUUAGCUUUCACGUAGUUAGAAAUAAAAUCAAGCAAAUUGCGACGUUUCGAUCGCAACAGCAAUUGGUGGUUGUCAUCAGGAAUCCCUGUGUUGCGAUCGAAACGUCGCAAUUUGAUUGAUUUUAUUUGUCUUACCUACGUGACUUUACCGAAAGAACCAAAGAGUAUGGGCACGUAAAAUUUCGAUUUAAAGCUUUCGUGACUGCAGGGAUUCAUCUUCUUGGUUCUUUCGGUAAGUAACUGCAGCUACAUGCUAUUAACAUUCCUUCCCUUUGUUAAUGCUACCCCUAUCCCCUCCCUUUGAUGCUGCUAAUCCUGCAUAAUGCACGGGCAUAAUAUGACUUUGAAAACCCCCUGCCCACCUCCUACGCAUUUCACAAGUAGUGACUAAUCCCAUAUCUGCAUUUCCCAUAAAUAUGCUCAAUUAAUAUUCUUAGGUUUGUUUGUUUUUUCCGGUAAAGUCACGUAGGUAAAACAUCAAAAUUAAUAAAAAAUAAAAUAAAGAUCACGACGUUUCGUUUUACCGAAAAAAAGAAAAAACCUAAGAAUAUGAAUCCUUGCAGUCACGAAAGCUUCAAGUCUAGAAUUAAUGCUCAAUUAAUCUUGAUAUGCAAAUUCUUUUGUCAAGGCGCUCUUCUCCCACCAACCCAGCUUAAAUAGACACUCCAAGCUUGGUGGUGUUUCAUUCUUCACCUGAGGACGGCUGCUUGCGUUGUGGCCGAAACGUCGUGAGAAUUAUUUUAUUAUGUUUUAUUUUUAUUAUUUUAUUAUUUCCCUUCUACGCGACUUUACCGAAAGAACCAAGAAGAAGUAUGGGCACGUUUUGGUCACGUGAUCACGACCACCCUUUGCUUGAUUUGCCGGCGGUGCGGCAACCACGACGCGAUUGAACGCAACGGGGCGUGGGGGUGUGGCGCGGUUACUGUUAUCGUCAUUAUUACGUUUUUUAAAAAUGAAUAUAUAUAGAGGAAAAGUGUACGGCAGGUGAAAGUUUUUCGUGCAAUGAUCUGAGCGUUUUGGGAAAUUCAUCUCAAUGGGUUGUGAUCUGGUUAAAUAAAGCAUUUCAAUCUCAAGCGAGAGAAAUUCAUCUCAAUGGGUUGUGAUCUGGUUAAAUAAAGGAUUCGAAUCUCAAGAGAGAGAGAAAUUCAUCUCAGUUGGGGUAUGAUCUGGUUAAAUAAAGGAUUCGAAUCUCAAGAGAGAGAAAUUCAUCUCAAUGUGUUGUGAUCUGGUUACAUAAAGGAUUCGAAUCUCAAGGGAGAGAAAUUCAUCUCAAUGGGUUGUGAUCUGGUUAAAUAAAGAAUUUCAAUCUCAAGAGAGAGAGAAAUUCAUCUCAGUUGGGGUAUGAUCUGGUUAAAUAAAGGAUUUGAAUCUCAAGAGAGAGAAAUUCAUCUCAGUGGGUUGUUAUCUGGUUAAAUAAAGCAUUUCAAUCUCAAGAGAGAGAAAUUCAUCUCAAUGGGUUGUGAUCUGGUUAAAGGAUUCGAAUCUCAAGGGAGAGAAAUUCAUCUCAAUGGGUUGUGAUCUGGUUAAAUAAAGCAUUUCAAUCUCAAGAGAGAGAGAAAUUCAUCUCAAUGUGUUGUGAUCUGGUUAAAUAAAGGACUUGAAUCUCAAGAGAGAGAGAAAUUCAUCUCAAUGAAGUUCUCAACUUGGUCGAGCAAAGGACGUCCACUAGCAGUGGAUAAGUCAAUGAAAUCGUGUUUUAUGAAUUGUAUUGACUAAGCUGUUUGUAUAAUAAUAAUAAAAAAAACACUACACACUGUUUCCCUGAAAGCGCAGAGUGCCUUUGUCUGUACGUAGUUCGUGUCACCGUUGAAUGUAUGAAGGUGGUAAAAGGUUGACGUGGCACUGAACCAGUGUUCUUAGGUUUUUUCGAUAAAGUCACGUAGGUAAAACAUUUUUUUUUUCAAUCUUAAUUUUGGAGCUUUCGUGACUGCAGGAAUUAUUCUUUGGUUCUUUCGGUUAAGUCACGUCUAAAGAUAAAAUAAUAAAUUAAAUAAUAGCAUAUUACGACGUUUCGAUUGCAACACAAGCAAUCAUCAUCAGGCAUAAAAGAACUAGCAACAAAAAUCUAACUAGAAAACUAUAGACAGACAUACAAGCAGACAGACAUCACAAGGACACACAGAGAGAGAACACAUCGGCACAA
Molecule: messenger RNA, 6671 nt
Organism: Lethenteron reissneri (Far Eastern brook lamprey)
Lineage: Eukaryota; Metazoa; Chordata; Hyperoartia; Petromyzontiformes; Petromyzontidae
Product: GTPase-activating protein and VPS9 domain-containing protein 1-like
Biological process (GO): vesicle-mediated transport
Cellular component (GO): cytosol; endocytic vesicle
Molecular function (GO): guanyl-nucleotide exchange factor activity; small GTPase binding
Source: RefSeq, a predicted model, not a curated record